Molecule: messenger RNA, 2298 nt
Organism: Ceratotherium simum simum (southern white rhinoceros)
Lineage: Eukaryota; Metazoa; Chordata; Mammalia; Perissodactyla; Rhinocerotidae
Gene: AJUBA
Product: ajuba LIM protein
Biological process (GO): negative regulation of hippo signaling; regulation of DNA-templated transcription; cytoskeleton organization
Cellular component (GO): adherens junction; nucleus; P-body
Molecular function (GO): transcription corepressor activity
Source: RefSeq, a predicted model, not a curated record
CAAAAGUUUGGGAGAGAAGUUGGGUCGGUGCUGAGUGUGAGUGCGAGGGGGGCGGGGGCCGGCGAGAGUGGGGCUGCUCGGCGAGUCGACGCGUGAACAGAUAGACCUGCGGACGGGACAGUCGCGGCCGCAGGAGCUUCUAGCCCCGCUUAACCCCUGAUGCGCGGGGGGCCGCAGCUUCUCUCGCUGGGGGAUGCUGCGAGAUUCUUGGCGCCGGGCAUCCGGGCCGCCCGCUAAACCCGUGUGCCUACUCUGUGCCCCUGGCGAACCGGAGUCCGGCCGCAGGGAAAGAGAAGCGGCCAGUGAGACGCUGCAGGGUGCCGGGCGGGGAGGGGGCUGGAGGCCCCAGGCCCGAGGGCAUGGAGCGAUUAGGAGAGAAAGCCAGUCGCCUGCUGGAGAAGUUAAGGCUCUCGGACUCCGGCAGCGCCAAGUUCGGCCGCAGAAAGGGUGAAUCUAGCCGGUCUGGGUCUGAUGGGACCCCUGGGCCGGGCAAGGGGCGACUGAGUGGGCUGGGGGGACCUAGGAAAUCUGGGCCCCGUGGAGCUACUGGAGGACCUGGGGAUGAGCCGUUGGAGCCAACCCGGGAGCAAGGCCCCCUGGACGCAGAGCGGAACCCGCGCGGCUCCUUUGAGGCGCAGCGCUACGAAGGCUCCUUCCCCGGGGGGCCGCCUCCCAACCGGGCCUUGCCUCUACCUCAGUCAUUGCCCCCUGACUUUCGGCUGGAGACUACGGCCCCAGCCCUAAGCCCUCGCUCCAGUUUCGCCAGUAGCUCAGCCAGCGACGCGAGCAAGCCGUCCAGCCCCCGGUGCAGCCUGCUGCUGGACGGGGCGGGGGCUGGCGGAGCCGGAGGUAGCCGACCCUGCAGCAAUCGUACCAGCGGCAUCAGCAUGGGCUACGACCAGCGCCACGGCAGUCCCUUGCCCGCCGGGCCAUGCCUGUUUGGCCCACCCCUGCCCGGGGCUCCGGCGGGCUAUUCUCCUGGAGGGGUGCCGUCCGCCUACCCGGAGCUCCACGCUGCCCUGGACCGACUGUGCGCUCAUCGGCCCGCGGGGUUCGGCUGCCAGGAAAGCCGCCACUCGUAUCCCCCGGCCCUUGGCAGCCCCGGAGCUCUAGCCGGGGCCGGAGUGGGAGCCGCAGGGCCCUUGGAGAGACGAGGGGCGCAACCCGGACGACACUCAGUGACCGGCUACGGGGACUGCGCCGCGGGCGCCCGAUACCAGGAUGAGCUAACAGCGUUGCUGCGCCUGACGGUGGGCACGGGUGGGCGAGAAGCCGGCGCCCGCGGGGAACCGUCGGGGAUUGAGCCGUCGGGUCUGGAGGAGCUGCCGGGUCCGUUCGUUCCCGAGGCCGCCCGGGCCCGAAUGCGGGAGCCGGAGGCCAGAGAGGACUACUUCGGCACCUGUAUCAAGUGCAACAAAGGCAUCUAUGGGCAGAGCAACGCCUGCCAGGCCCUGGACAGCCUCUACCACACUCAGUGCUUUGUCUGCUGCUCCUGUGGGCGAACUUUGCGCUGCAAGGCUUUCUACAGCGUCAAUGGCUCUGUGUACUGUGAGGAAGAUUAUCUGUUUUCAGGGUUUCAGGAGGCAGCUGAGAAAUGCUGUGUCUGUGGUCACUUGAUUUUGGAGAAGAUCCUACAGGCAAUGGGGAAGUCCUAUCACCCGGGCUGCUUCCGAUGUAUUGUUUGCAACAAGUGCCUGGACGGCAUCCCCUUCACAGUGGACUUCUCCAACCAGGUGUACUGUGUCACAGACUACCACAAAAAUUAUGCUCCUAAGUGUGCGGCCUGUGGCCAACCCAUCCUCCCCUCAGAGGGCUGUGAGGACAUUGUGAGAGUGAUAUCCAUGGACCGAGAUUAUCACUUUGAGUGCUACCACUGUGAGGACUGCCGGAUGCAGCUGAGUGAUGAGGAAGGCUGCUGCUGCUUCCCUUUGGACGGGCACUUGCUCUGCCAUGGCUGUCAUAUGCAGCGGCUCAAUGCCCGACAGCCCCCUGCCAACUAUAUCUGAACUGCAGUCAGCGCUGCUGCCAUCACCACCAUCGACAAAUUCCUCUGGCCAGUGGGCCCCUCUGAGGCCAGCCGAGGCAAGGAAUGCACUCUGCAGGCCUGGCAGAAGAGUCCUCUGGGGAGGGCCCCAGGGGCCAGAGACCCAAAGAUCAUGACAUUCCAAAUGGAUUGUGGAGGAGGAACCUUCCAGUUGCCACAGUGGGAGUGACUGGCCUUCUUUCCGUGUGUGCAGCCUGUGCUGUAGCAUAUACUCAGGCACACACAGGCGAGUUCCAAUACUUUCUAAAGGUCUG